Symbiodinium sp. CCMP2592 is the source of this 388-nucleotide messenger RNA. The record is from the annotation of a GenBank genome assembly. NCBI's taxonomy places the organism in Eukaryota, Dinophyceae, Suessiales, Symbiodiniaceae.
GCUGUCACAGCUGAAGAUCAUCGUGAGACAGGCCUACUCCAGCCCGCCGAAGCACGGCGCCGCCAUUGUCAACCAGAUUCUCACGAACCCCGAGCUGAAAGCCAUGUGGCUUGGGGAGCUGAAGCUGAUGUCCAACCGCAUUGUGGACAUGCGGGUGGCUCUCCGACAGGCCAUUGAGGCCAAGGGCACGCCUGGCACGUGGAACCACGUGACCGAUCAGAUUGGCAUGUUCACCUUCACGGGCUUGACGAAGGACCAAGUGGUGCGAAUGGUCGAAGAGUUCCACAUCUACAUGACGGGGGACGGACGCAUCUCAAUGGCCGGCCUCAACCCCUCGAACGUGGAGUACGUGGCCGAAAGCAUCGACAAGGCCGUUCGCGGCAUCUGA